This is a messenger RNA of Megalops cyprinoides (Indo-Pacific tarpon), 2807 nucleotides long. It is a transcript of the gene cul3b, whose product is annotated as cullin 3b. Gene Ontology annotation, cellular component: Cul3-RING ubiquitin ligase complex. The coding region runs from base 217 to 2520 and encodes 767 amino acids. Gene Ontology annotation, biological process: ubiquitin-dependent protein catabolic process; protein ubiquitination. NCBI's taxonomy places the organism in Eukaryota, Metazoa, Chordata, Actinopteri, Elopiformes, Megalopidae. The transcript has 16 exons. The record is from RefSeq and is a predicted model, not a curated record. Gene Ontology annotation, molecular function: ubiquitin protein ligase binding.
GUGGGCGCUAGUAAUCCGCCAUCACUGAACAGAGAGAAUCAACAAGAUAGCGAGAGUUGCGGGUGGCAGCUGAGUGACAAUAACAACUCAGAGAGAGAGGACCACAGACCCACAGAGAGGUCGAGGGGAACCGAACGGCUUUUCCACCUGCACGCUUCCCUGUAGCGGCCUAAAGUAGUCUUUCAUGUUAGUACAUAGACGGUAGACGAAUUAAACAUGUCCAACCUCAGCAAAGGCGGCACCAAGAAGGACACCAAGAUGAGGAUACGAGCCUUUCCUAUGACGAUGGAUGAGAAAUAUGUCAACAACAUCUGGGACCUUCUGAAAAACGCCAUUCAGGAGAUCCAGCGAAAGAACAAUAGUGGCCUCAGCUUCGAGGAGCUGUACAGAAACGCCUACACCAUGGUUUUGCACAAACAUGGGGAGAAGCUGUACACAGGCCUCCGAGAAGUCGUCACAGAGCACCUCAUCAACAAAGUACGAGAAGACGUACUUAAUUCUUUAAAUAAUAAUUUUUUGCAAACAUUGAACCAAGCAUGGAAUGACCACCAGACAGCUAUGGUGAUGAUAAGAGACAUUCUGAUGUACAUGGACCGAGUGUAUGUGCAGCAGAACAAUGUGGAAAACGUGUACAACUUAGGGCUCAUCAUCUUCCGAGACCAGGUGGUACGCUACGGCUGCAUCCGAGACCACCUCCGACAGACACUCCUGGACAUGAUCGCCCGGGAGAGGAAGGGCGAGGUGGUGGACAGGGGUGCAAUUCGGAAUGCCUGCCAGAUGUUAAUGAUUUUAGGCCUCGAAGGGAGGUCAGUUUAUGAAGAGGACUUUGAGGCUCCAUUUUUAGAAAUGUCUGCAGAAUUUUUCCAGAUGGAAAGUCAGAAAUUUUUAGCAGAAAACAGUGCAAGUGUGUACAUAAAGAAAGUAGAGGCUAGGAUUAAUGAAGAGAUAGAACGAGUGAUGCACUGCCUGGACAAAUCAACAGAGGAGCCUAUUGUAAAAGUGGUUGAGAGGGAACUCAUAUCCAAACACAUGAAGACGAUUGUGGAAAUGGAGAACUCUGGCCUUGUACAUAUGUUGAAAAAUGGAAAAACUGAAGAUCUUGCUUGUAUGUAUAAGCUCUUUAGCCGAGUGCCAAACGGCCUGAAGACUAUGUGUGAGUGUAUGAGCUCUUACCUACGGGAACAAGGAAAGGCACUGGUUUCGGAGGAGGGAGAGGGGAAGAACCCUGUGGACUACAUCCAGGGGCUACUGGACCUGAAGAGCCGUUUUGACCGCUUCCUGCAGGAGUCCUUCAACAAUGACCGGCUCUUCAAACAGACCAUUGCUGGGGAUUUCGAGUACUUCCUCAACCUCAACUCGCGCUCGCCUGAGUACCUCUCCCUGUUUAUUGAUGAUAAGCUAAAAAAAGGAGUCAAAGGACUGACAGAGCAGGAGGUGGAGUCCAUCCUGGACAAAGCUAUGGUCCUGUUCAGGUUCAUGCAGGAGAAGGAUGUAUUUGAGAGGUACUACAAGCAGCACUUGGCCAGGAGGCUUCUCACCAACAAGAGUGUCUCUGAUGACUCUGAGAAGAACAUGAUCUCAAAACUGAAGACGGAAUGUGGCUGUCAGUUCACUUCUAAACUGGAAGGAAUGUUCAGGGACAUGAGCAUCUCAAACACGACCAUGGAUGAAUUCAGGCAGCAUCUGCAGUCAACAGGGGUGUCCUUAGGUGGUGUUGAUCUCACAGUAAGAGUACUCACAACAGGCUACUGGCCCACUCAGUCAGCCACACCGAAAUGCAACAUCCCCCCAUCACCUCGGCAUGCUUUUGAAGUCUUCAGAAGGUUUUACUUGGCAAAGCACAGCGGCAGGCAGCUCACACUCCAGCACCACAUGGGCUCAGCAGACUUGAACGCCACUUUCUAUGGCCCCAUUAAAAAGGAGGAUGGCUCUGAAGUGGGUGUGGGGGGUGCCCAGGUGACAGGUUCCAACACCAGGAAGCACAUACUGCAGGUGUCCACCUUCCAGAUGACAAUACUCAUGCUCUUCAACAACAGAGAAAAGUCUACCUUUGAGGAGAUCCAGCAGGAGACGGACAUCCCGGAGCGGGAGCUGGUGCGCGCGCUGCAGUCGCUCGCCUGUGGGAAGACCACGCAGCGCGUCCUCACCAAGGAGCCCAAGUCCAAGGAGAUCGAGAACGGCCAUGUGUUUACAGUCAACGAUCAAUUCACUUCCAAACUGCACAGAGUGAAGAUUCAGACUGUUGCUGCCAAACAAGGCGAGUCUGACCCGGAAAGGAAGGAGACGCGGCAGAAGGUGGAUGAUGACAGGAAGCAUGAGAUCGAAGCAGCCAUAGUCCGCAUCAUGAAAUCCAGGAAGAAGAUGCAGCACAAUGUACUAGUAGCAGAGGUAACCCAACAACUCCGAGCACGUUUCCUGCCUAGCCCUGUGGUCAUUAAAAAGCGAAUUGAAGGACUUAUUGAGAGAGAGUAUUUGGCAAGAACGCCUGAGGAUCGCAAAGUGUACACCUACGUAGCAUAAAAGAGUGCAUUCGAGGGGGGAAAAAAAGCAUUUUUUGGACUAUGCGCAUGAACUUGGAAGUUCCUUUUAACUAUAAAUACUGGGAAGCUGACUUUUCCUCCUUAAAGAAGUAAAUAUAAAAUAACAAAAGCAUUAAGUGUUCACAGUGUUUAAAUCAGACCUCUCUUCCCUGUGACAAUUUCAAUGUGGAUGGAUCCAGCUUCAGGCUUCUCACCGUUUUACCCUUGUAGUGAUCGCCUUUAAAAAAAUCCUUGAAAACAUGAAUGCGGCACACAUAUUUUUUUUGA